AUGACAGGCCUGCCAUACCCUGGCCCACCCCCUCCUCCUUAUGAACAAUGGGACCUUUGUGCAUGUUGUCAGAAGGACCGUGGGGACAACAUGGACUGGGUCGAGUCGUUGCUGGAAGAGCAUGCAAGCAUGCACAUGCACAGACGCAUAUUCAGGGCCGAUGACCUCGCACAGAGCGUGAGUAGUUCCCACGGUGUCUCUGAGAUAGCAGCUCCACGUCUGCAGUCCCUUGUGUUCACUUUUCUCACGAAUCCGCAAAUCGGGUCAUGGGAGGAUAUGAAAACUGUGUUCAAUGGCUUGUAA
Molecule: messenger RNA, 303 nt
Organism: Hydatigera taeniaeformis
Lineage: Eukaryota; Metazoa; Platyhelminthes; Cestoda; Cyclophyllidea; Taeniidae
Source: the annotation of a GenBank genome assembly